AUGAUUACAAAAUAUUACGAAGAUAUAAGUGGCAACGGUGCAUUGGACGAUGUCACUACUUAUAAAUCUACAAAUUUGAAUGCAAAUAAAAUACUACAUACAAAUUCGCUUGACGAAGCAAGUCAAGAAGCUCAAAUGCUGGACAGUGUAUUUCUAAAUAUAGAAGAAGCUCCCUAUCACGUUGCCUUAUUCGCUAACAAUUACUUCAUUUGCGCCGCAUCAAUAAUCAGUUUAGAUUGGAUUGUAACAGCUGCACAUUGUGUAUAUGGUAUUGAAAAUUUCGGAAUCCGAUAUGGUACGACAGAUUGCAGAAAAGGUGGCAAAAUCCGUCAGAUUACUACAAUUGUGAUAAAUGGACGUUUCAAUAUUCGUUCCCUGGACAAUGACAUAUCAAUGUUGCGAGUCAAUUACCCAUUCCAAUGGUCGUCUAAUGUACUACCACUCAGUUUGCCCAACGAAUAUUCGAAAUUUCCGCUGAAAUUAUUAAUGAGUGGCUGGGGAAGUAUUGAAGAAAAUAAUGUACCGGGAUUCUUUUUGUAUGGUGUUGAUGUAACUGCCAUACCACGAAGUGUAUGCCGCAAAAUCUACGGCAAUGCCGUUGUUAUUACAACAAACAUGAUUUGUGGUAAUGCUACGGGAACAGGCGCAUGUCAAGCCGAUUCUGGAAGUCCACUUGUCCAUAAAGGCAUACUAUAUGAUGGACAAGUGCAAAAUAAUACCAUUUUCGAAGACGAAGAUGCCAGUGAAAUGUUUUACAAUCUUGAAUCGAAACUGUACAAUAAAGGAAAUAACACACGGAUAGUUGGAGGCAUACCGAUUAAUAUACAUCAGACGCCGUGGCAAGUUGCUCUCUACAAUAAUGGAUAUUUUAUAUGUGGUGGAUCUAUAAUAAGCGCUGAUUGGGUAAUGACCGCGGCACAUUGCACCGAGGAUGGUGGCAAAUUCGCUGUUCGGGCUGGAUCACCGUUUCUUGAUCGUGGCGGACAAAUUCGAUUAGCCCGCAUUAUUCUGGUACAUGGCAGAUAUAAUAGUUAUACAGCUAAUCGGGAUAUUGCUCUCAUUCGGGUACACAAAAAAUUUCAUAUUACCAAAUACGUGAGCCCCGUACAUAUUGCACGAUAUGGAAGACGUUUGCCCCAGCAAUUGUUUGUCAGUGGAUGGGGUACAACGAAGGAGAAUGGAAUGGUGCCCAAUCGUUUAAGAGGUGUGCUAUUGCGAAAAAUGUCCCGCCGAACAUGUCGACAAAAAUAUGCAAAAGACCAAAUACCCAUAACGAAGUUUAUGAUAUGUGCCAAAAGACCGCAAAAGGAUGCAUGUCAAGGUGAUUCUGGCGGACCAUUGGUUCGAGGGCGUAUACAAUAUGGCAUUGUGUCCUUUGGUAUUGGUUGUGCGCGUCCAAAAUAUCCUGGUGUUUAUACGAAUCUUCGGCGUUUGAAUAAAUGGAUCAGAAGGGUGGUGAAACGCUGGGGUGACGGAAUUGAUGAUUUGGAUUAUUUUGAUCCAAAAAUUUACAACGUCAAUGGAACUCGUAUAGUGGGUGGCAAGCCCACUAAUAUUAGACAGGUGCCAUGGCAAGUUGCCCUCUACGACAAGGGAUAUUUCAUAUGUGGCGGAUCCAUUAUUAGCGCUGAUUGGAUUUUAACGGCAGCUCACUGUGUUGAAGGUGGUGGUAAUUUUGCUGUCCGUGUCGGUUCUUCGUAUAACAAUAGGGGCGGACAAAUUAGACGGGCCCGUGUGGUUAUUAUGAAUGCUGGUUACAAUACUCGUACAGCUAAUCGUGAUAUUGCCAUGAUCCGUGUUAAUAGACGUUUUACAUUUAACCAAUUCGUAAGACCCGUUAUAUUGGCACGACAAGGUAGGCGAUUACCACGACGAUUGUUUGUUAGUGGCUGGGGAACACGGAAAGAAGGUGGAUCGGCGACAAUGCGUUUACGAGGCGUUACAAUUCAAAAACUCAAUCGACGUCAGUGUCGUCGAAAAUAUGCUCGAGAUAAUAUACCCAUUACAAGCUAUAUGUUUUGUGCCACGACACCAGGGAAAGAUGCGUGUCAAGGCGAUUCUGGUGGCCCCUUGGUGCACAGACAAAUUCAAUAUGGUGUUGUGUCCUUUGGUAUUGGUUGCGCCCGUCCAAAAUAUCCCGGAGUCUAUACCAACAUACGGAAAUUAAAUAAAUGGAUUAAAAAAGUUAUACGUCGUCGGGGUGGAAAAAUGCCUAGAUUUGGUUGA
This is a messenger RNA of Musca vetustissima, 2226 nucleotides long. RefSeq names its product serine protease 53-like. Gene Ontology annotation, molecular function: serine-type endopeptidase activity. The transcript has 3 exons. NCBI's taxonomy places the organism in Eukaryota, Metazoa, Arthropoda, Insecta, Diptera, Muscidae. Bases 1 to 2226 code for a protein of 741 amino acids. Gene Ontology annotation, biological process: proteolysis. The record is from RefSeq and is a predicted model, not a curated record.